GAUAAAAAUCAAUGAUGUAUUGGACACCACUUAAGCCUCUCAGCUUUCACUAUAUAUCAUCUCCACCAUUUGACUGCCCUUCCAACAAAAUUUCAUCCAAACUCUCCAAAACCAUGUAUUCAGUUUCAACUUCUUCUUCUACAUCUCAACUCUUGCAAGAUUUUCUUCCAAACUUCCAUUCCAGAAAAUUACUGUUACAUUACACACAAUCAAACCAAUCAUCAGCUCCUCCUCCUUACCCUCAAAAUUCCAGUUUUGAUCACAAUGUUUUGAUGGUUCUUUCGAUCAUCCUUUUUGGGUUAAUUUUUUCAUUGGGGAUAAACUUAAUAAUGAUCAGAUGUGUGCUAAGGGGCUCAAACGGGGUGGAUUCCGACUCUAUUCAAAACCCUUCUGCUGCAAUAGUCAACAGCGGAAUCGAGACAAAGGCAAUCAAGACUUUCCCUGUGGUGAAUUACUCGGCGCAGAUGAAUCUGCCAGGGCAGGACUCCGAAUGUCUGAUAUGCCUGUCGGAGUUUACGGCUGGCGAGCGCCUGCGGUUUCUACCGAAAUGCAACCAUGGAUUUCAUGUUCGUUGUGUUGAUAAGUGGCUUAAAUCGCACACAUCAUGCCCCAAAUGCAGGCAUUGUUUGCUUGAAACAUGCCAAAAGAUCAUGGGGUGUGAUCAAAGUAGCUCAACGGAAUUAUGCGUUCCAGCUCAGGACAUCAUUGUGAAUAUUCAACCAUUGGAACCUGAAGGUGUGGUGUGUGGUAUUAGGGGGGUUAGGUGAUAUGAUUCUUUUAUUUUGGCCAUUUGGUGGAAACUGGAAAUCCCUCUGCCACUCCAUUUGAAGGCGUUAUAUUCCAUGAGCGAAGCUAAUUUUGGAGUUUGAAAGGCACCCAAUUCACAACAUUGGAAUCAAGUCUUUCUUUGCAAUUAUUAGUUGAAUUUGCCUCAUUUUCCCUUCAGCUGAACAAGCUGAAUGAUGACAUUACUCUUAAAUAUGUGGAGUGACAAAAGAUUUGUGUUCAAGUUUUCAGUUGACAUCAAUCUUGAAUUCAGAUAAUAUCAUUCUCUCA
Molecule: messenger RNA, 1056 nt
Organism: Gossypium raimondii (Peruvian cotton)
Lineage: Eukaryota; Viridiplantae; Streptophyta; Magnoliopsida; Malvales; Malvaceae
Product: RING-H2 finger protein ATL78-like
Exons: 1
Coding region: 12-767 (251 amino acids)
Biological process (GO): protein ubiquitination
Molecular function (GO): transferase activity
Source: RefSeq, a predicted model, not a curated record